AUGGAGCCCAUCAAGUCUGAGCUUCCCUUCUUUAACGAGGUGCCGCGCACCCAACCUCAGACCGGCCGCUCUCUGUUGCGGCCUACUCCAGCCGACGAGAUGCACGACUUGCUCUGCGUGGGCUUCGGCCCGGCCUCGUUGGCCAUCGGUAUCGCCUUGAAUGACGCCAUGGACCCGGGCCUCGGCGCAAAGCAAUCAAACUUCAAGCCCAAGGUCACCUUCCUCGAGAAGCAGAACCAGUUCGCCUGGCACUCAGGUAUGCUGGUUCCGGGCUCGCGCAUGCAGAUUUCCUUCGUCAAGGACCUGGCUACCAUGCGUGACCCCCGCUCCAGCUUCACAUUCCUGAACUACCUCCACCACAAGAACCGCCUGAUCCACUUCACCAACCUGGGCACGUUCCUACCAGCUCGUGUGGAGUUUGAGGAUUACAUGCGCUGGUGUGCCAAGCGCUUUGAUAAUGUGGUCAACUACGGCGAGGAGGUUGUCGAGGUUGUUCCUGGUCAGACUGAUGCCCGUGGUGUUGUGGAUUACUUCACCGUCGUGUCGCGUAACACUGGCACCGGUGAGAUCACCUCGCGCAAUGCUCGCAAGGUGGUGAUUGCCAUUGGCGGCAAGGCUAAGAUGCCGCCUGGUUUCCCCCAGGACCCCCGCAUCAUGCACUCGUCCAAGUACUGCACGACCCUGCCUAAGAUGCUGAACAACGAUAUGGCUCCUUAUAACAUUGCUGUUGUUGGCAGUGGUCAGUCGGCCGCUGAGAUCUACCACGAUUUGCACCGUCGCUACCCCAACUCGCGGACCACCCUUAUUCUCCGGGACUCCGCUCUCCGCCCUAGUGAUGACUCUCCCUUUGUCAACGAAAUCUUCAACCCCGAACGCGUCGACAAGUUCUACGGCAUGUCCGCCGACGAGCGCAAGAAGCGCAUCGCCACCGAAAAAGCAACCAACUACUCCGUCGUCCGCCUGGAACUCAUCGAAGAAAUCUACAACGACAUGUACCUGCAGCGGGUCGAGAACCCUGACGAAACCCAAUGGCAGCAGCGCAUCCUGCCCGAGACCAAGGUUGCCCGCAUCGAGCACCACAACCCUAGCAGCCGCAUGCGCAUCCACGUCAAGUCGGUCCAGAACGAGACCGAGGGCAAGGAGGUGCUAGAUGUGGACGCCUUGAUGGUAGCCACGGGUUACCUGCGUGAUGCGCACGAGGAGAUGCUCGAGCAGGUGCGCUCGCUCCGGCCCGCCGGUGCCGCGACGUGGAACCCGGGUCGUGAUUACCGGGUUUCCCUGGACGGUGCCAAGGUCAGUGCCCAGGCUGGUAUCUGGCUGCAGGGUUGCAAUGAGAAGACCCACGGUCUGAGUGAUUCUUUACUUUCGGUGCUUGCUGUCCGUGGUGGCGAGAUGGUUUCCUCGGUCUUUGGCGAGCAGUUGGCUGGUACCGGCUUGGUGCAGGACACCCGGUUGCGCGCUAUGCUCUGA
Penicillium antarcticum is the source of this 1470-nucleotide messenger RNA. RefSeq lists its product as uncharacterized. The transcript is spliced from 2 exons. Gene Ontology annotation, biological process: intracellular iron ion homeostasis. The record is from RefSeq and is a predicted model, not a curated record. NCBI's taxonomy places the organism in Eukaryota, Fungi, Ascomycota, Eurotiomycetes, Eurotiales, Aspergillaceae. Bases 1 to 1470 code for a protein of 489 amino acids.